AUGCUGCGCUCGCUUUUCACGCUCCUCGCGAUCGUCGCCGCGAUGGCGACCGCCGACCACAUCACGGGCGGGUAUGGCCCGACCAAGUCCCGCGUCUCGCUGGACGCCAAGACCGACUUCUUCGCGGCCGUUGGCGACGACGCGCACUACGCGCCCGAGACCAACGGCGUCCGCGUCUGCGCGACCACGUUUGUGAGCGUCUCGCAGCAGGUGGUCGCAGGUAUCAACUACAAGUUCCGCGUCAAGGGCUGCGCUGUCGACCGCGCGGCCAACGCCGUCCAAGACUGCGCCUGCCCCACGGACGCGCCGCGCCAGACGUACGAGAUCAGCAUCUUCGUCCAGGGCUGGACCGACACGUACGCUGUCAACAGCAUCACGAACGUCACGGACGCCAAGGCCGACUUGUAA
Saprolegnia parasitica CBS 223.65 is the source of this 408-nucleotide messenger RNA. RefSeq lists its product as hypothetical. The transcript has a single exon. The coding region runs from base 1 to 408 and encodes 135 amino acids. Gene Ontology annotation, molecular function: cysteine-type endopeptidase inhibitor activity. The record is from RefSeq and is a predicted model, not a curated record. Lineage: Eukaryota; Oomycota; Saprolegniomycetes; Saprolegniales; Saprolegniaceae.